ACAAAUAUUAAAAAAAAUUCAUAACAGCAAUAAAAAAGCUGCGCCGUCACGUAAAUUUUCUUACUAACAAUUCUUAACAUAAAAUUUGUGCGCAAAAAAGAGAAAUUUUUAAACAACAACAACACGCUACUUACUACACACAACGAAGUCAACUAAAAGCUUGCCAGUUUUUUACUGCUAAUAUUAUCUAUUAUAAAAAUAAAUACAAAUUAAACUUGAAACUUAUUGCUGAAAUGCUUGCGAAUAACGCGCCAAAUUAGCAUUAAAAGUAAAUUUUAAAAAAUAUUUCUAGAUAUGUAUAGCAAUAUAUAAAUAUAUACAACUACAAAAUAGCGCAGUGAGCAACGAAUACAUUUUGUGAUAUUUUCAAGCAUCCAUUCGCUAUAAAACAAAAAUUAUUAUUAAAGUAGUGCUUAAAAACAGUGUGACAAAAAAGUGCUGAAACGCUUUGGUAUUAAACAAAAUUAUAUUGUCCGAACGAAAUGUUGGAAAAUUCAAUUAACUGGUGAUUAGAUAAUGAAAUAUUAUAAUCAUUAACGGUGAAAACAAGAAAAAAAGUAGUGAAAAAUUUUUGAAUACAGCAAAAGCCAACUGCUAAAAUAUAAAGGAAAAGUGAUUUAUCAGCCACGGGAAAACUUAACGCGCUUGGAUUAAGGCGAAAAGGCAGCCGAAUAGCGUAAAAAUUAAGACAACCCACGCCGGCUGAAAAUGCUUUAAACAGCACGCAUUAACAGCAACUUCAAAUAAUUGUGAUCACGCCGCGUUUACAACAAAUGCCACAAGCUUGCCGCAACAACAGAGUUGAGCACUAGCAUAGACACUGCCCGUGCAGUGUAGACAACAAGGUUUACGUGCGAGACACAGUGCGCGCAUUUUAAUUAACAUAAACCUGACAUAAACACCCCGAAAACGCGGCGACCUGAUGACUAUGGCAGAAGGCACCGACCCCAUGGGGCAUCAGGCGGGCUCCCAUCACAACCACCAUCACACCCAUCACAAUCAACACAGCCACCAGCACCAGCACCAGCAUCCGCAUCAUCAGCAUCCGCACCAGCAGCAGCUGCAUCAGCGCCAACCAACGUCACAUCCUCAUUACGCGCCUUAUGCUGCCGCUGCCGCCGCCGCCGCCGCUGCGGCACAUAUGCAACAGUAUCCGUUGCCGCAACAUUUGCCAUUGGCGCUUAGCUUGCAACAGCAGGCUGCUGCUGCGGCGGCGGCGGCCGCGGUGGCCGCUGAGCAUGUGAACAACAAUCAGCCUUUCGUGGCCAACAACAAUGUGCCGUGGAAGCAGCGCAAGCGGAAACGCUUGUCGGCCGUGUUGGAUAAAUUGCAUAAUCACAACAAUAACAAUAAUAAUAACAACAACAGCAGUGGUGGUGGCAGCAUGCAUAAUGAUGGCGGCGGUGGCGGCAGCAAUAACAAUAACAACAACAAUGUUGGUGAACACGGUAAUCACAAUCACAGUCAUGCGGAGCCGAUGGACGGCGAUGAGGAUGUCGAGAAUGAGGCUAAUUAUAAGCACAACAACAAUAACAGCGGCGGCAACAAUAAUGUGUGCGCGAAACGUCAAAACUGCGGCAACGAUAGCGGGAAAGCGUUAACGCGUAACAAGCGCACCAUCAGUGAAGUAAGCGGUGAUGAGGCUGAGGCCGAGGCUGAGACGGAAGCCGAUGUCGAUGCGGUGUCUGAAGAUUUAUCUCUUGAAAAUGAUAGUCCACGCAUCAGCAUGAGCCCACUGCAGUUGGUCUCGACACAUGAUAGUCCAUCCGGUGGUGGUGCGUCACAACAUCCCGCUGUUGCCGCCGCUACAACGACACCCAGCGAUAAUCCGCUGCAUGUCGACAUCAAGACUGAGCACAUGCAUAAUCCCUAUGACCGUUACUUUCCCAUACCGUCGCCGCUCUUUGGCUACUACUUACAUACCAAGUAUUUGAAUGAAGUGUUUCGCCGUCGGCAGGAUCUCUACACAUCACCAAUGCAGCAUACACCUUCGUCGAUCGCUUCAUCGAUUGCUGAUGAGACCUCACCGACAAGCUUGCCAAAUGCCGGCGCUCAUCUCGACCAUCCGCCUCCGCCAUUUCCACCAACCUCCACAGCUACGGCACGUGUUGCAGUCGGCGGUCCGGGGCGUUCACCACCGCCCGCCGUCACCGUCGCACUACCCUCGCCACCACGUAGUGACUCGUCGCUCACUGCUGCCGCCACAGCCAAUACACGUUGCAGCCCUUCGCCGGCUACGCAAGCCAACACUUCGGAUCCGGCCAUAAUGCCGCCACCACAAGAGCGUCCAUUGGAUUUGUCUGUACGCAGCGGUGGCAAUACGCCCACCUAUGAGCUGAUGGGUGGCAAAAAGUACAAAUCGCCCUCACCUUUGCCGGCGACCACACUGAUGUUGCCACCAGCGCAGCAACCCGUUUCGGCUACGGUCAGCGCCGCUUCGAUGUCGCCAAGCCAAAGCACGUUGAAAACGAGCCCAGCCAAUAGCAGCAACCACAGCGCCAAUCAUGCACCGUUAGCCAGUUCUCCAGCACCUGUUUCGCCGUACGCUGCCGCUGCUGCUGCUGCACAUGCUGCUGCCGCCGCGGCCGCAGCUAUGAUCAAGCUCGAAAUGCCAAUGCAUCCAUUGCAUCCGCACGCACCCACCACCACGGUGGGCGUGCCCGUGAUCAAGGGUGACGUCGCAUCGCCCACCACUAAGGAAUCGGUCGCAUGGCGUUACAAUCUCGACGUCUCACCGGUGGUGGAGGAGAUGCCACCCGGUUCGGAUGUGGCUUACGUCUGUCCUGUUUGUGGGCAGAUGUUCUCGCUGCACGAUCGCCUAGCCAAACAUAUGGCGUCGCGCCACAAAUCGCGUAAUCCUGCCAAUGAUAUCACCAAAGCCUACUCGUGCGAGGUGUGUGCGCGCUCCUUCGCACGCUCCGACAUGCUGACACGCCACAUGCGUCUACAUACCGGUGUCAAACCGUACACAUGCAAAGUGUGCGGUCAAGUCUUCUCACGUUCCGAUCAUCUGUCUACGCAUCAGCGCACACACACCGGCGAGAAGCCGUACAAGUGUCCACAAUGUCCGUAUGCCGCGUGCCGUCGGGACAUGAUCACACGCCACAUGCGUACACACACACGUUACGAGACACAACAGCGUGGCGGCGGUGGUGGCGCAGCUGGCGGUGGAGGUGAGCUGGGUGGACCCUCCAAGUCACCGCUGCCACUACUCGCCGACAUGAAGAUGAACUUACCAAUGCUGUUGAAGAGCGAGGAGUUGGCGGGUAAAUCACCCAUGCAUAGCGGUAUCGGCGGUUCCAUGCCGAUCGUGGUGAAGACAGAGAGCGCUUAGUGGCGGCUGCGACGCGCAUACAGAGGCUGCAAGACGUAGAAGCGGGCGUGUUGGCUCUCCCAUGGAGGGCUGCUUCGAGGAGUCGGAACAGAAAGACACUUGUAGGAGACAACGGCAGACGUAAACGUAAGAUAUGAAAUGACAAACUAUAUAGUUUAAGCGUAGAGAGUAGCUAAGUAGCGUGUACGUGAGAAGACGUAAACUAAAAAAAGAUAAAAUUUAUAUUUUAUUUUUCGAAAAUCUCUUUGUGAAGACUGAGACUAAUUUAAGCAUAACAAAAUGAAUUUAAAGAAAAUUUUCAUUUUUAAGUAAACAUAUUGAAAUUGAAUGCGAGAGUUGCUUCGUACAGGUGCUGGCCAACAAAAUUUGGCGAGUUGCCUAACUUGAGUGUAAAAAGCUGAUAACUGUGUGGUGAGCUUGUGAUUGCUCUGGUGAAUUCGGAAAUUUGUGUAGAAAAGUUUGUACUAUUGUCAGCAUAAUUGAGAGUUGUGCGAGCUUUUUGUAAAAGCUUUUUUAGUGAAUGCGUUUUUAGUGAAAGCUCUUUAAGUGGAAGCUGUUUUAGUGAAAGCUUUUCUAGUGAGUGAUUUUUUAUUUAAAGUUUUUCUUAAUGAAAGCUUUUCAUUACAAAUUAAUUUAGUGAAAGCUUUUUAGUUAAAGUGUUUUAGUGAAAAUUUCCUGCUCACCUUUACAUUUUUUCACUUAUUACUGUCACGAACUAUUAUGAAGUAUAUGAAGUAAAGCUUUGACACUUCAUGUUUUCAUUAAAAAAGAUUUCGUAGCUUUCUUUUAUCAAAUAUUUUCACUUUCGCUAUUAUUAUAGCAUGUAGUGGGUUUUCAUGAGCUUUAUUUCGAUAAAAGUUAUGAGCUUUCACUUUUCCUUUGUUGAAGAUUUUGACUUGCACUAUUAUUAUAGCGUCUAUUGAACUUUCCUUCAUUAAAGCUUUUGACUUAUACUUUUUUUACGCCGUGUGCCGAGUUUCAUGAGCUAUUUUCAAAGACGCCUUCGAGCUUUCACCUUUUUCAUAAAAAUUCAUUUGACUCGCAUUUUUAUUGUAACGUGUCUUGAGCUUUACUUCAUAAAAGCAUUUGACUUACAAAGCCGUGUGUGAAACUUUCGUGAGCUUUUUUCGAUGAAACCUUCGAGCUUUUACAUUUUUUCAUAAAAAAUUUUGACUUGUGCUAUUAUUAUAGCGAGCUUUUUUGAUAAAAGUUCUGAUCUUUCACUGUUUUCUUAAUUUCCAUAACUCGCCCACGCAUUUAUCAGCAAUUCGGCCUAAAAUUUGAUAUUUUAAUUCAACAAAUGUAACAAUUAAGACAAAUGGUUGUGAACAGCAAUUCAGCAUUGUUAGAUAUUCUCUGAGCACAAGCAGUUUUAUCGCUCUCCCUUUCUCUUUCACUCACUCUCCCUCUUUCAUAAACACAUUCAUCGCAAAACAAACAAGCUAGACAAUUAAGAGAUUAUUGACAUAGUUACUGUUAUAAUUUUAAGUUAAAUAAUCAGUUAGUUUAUAGUGAAAAGCGGAUAAUUGGAUUUCAUUAGUUUUAUAAUUUGAUUUAACGAAUUCGUAGUUUGUAUGUGAGCAACAAGGCGAUUGUGAAACCCACAAAUUAAUUUUAAGCAUAAUUUCAUUUGAAAAUUAUUCCCAACUGCAUUGUAGUAAUUUAUUCUAAUUUUUUAAGCUGCUUACCUUUAAGUUACAAAAUAUAUUUAAUUAUUAUUUAUUGCUAGUGUUAAAUGAGUGUACAUACACACGCACACACUCUCAGACAAAUUUGUAUUAUUAUAAAGCGAGAUGGCAAAUGAAGCGUCAAAAGACAAAGAAAGCGUUCUUCGAGCAACCGAGCAACUGCGUUUACGGCGGAAAAUGGCUUACAACAAAAAUUCCUAAAUCUAAUUUAAUUAAUUAAUUUCUACACGAUUUGCUUAAUUUAUUGCUAAAGUUAAUUUAAAAUCGAAAAAACUUGAAUCGAAAUUCAUUUAAUGAAAUAAAAAAACGUUUUCUUUUGAAUCAUUACUAUUUUAUGUUGUUGUUGUUUUGAUUUUUUGUUACACCAACCAAGUGUUGGCGGCCAGUGUUGUUAAGCGGCAAAAAGACACAAACACACACGCACCCAGUUCGAGUUCUACUACUACUUUUCAUUGUUUAUUCUUAUAGAAUUUCUUCUCUAAUUUUUUUAAAUAAAAUAUAAAAUAUUUAAGACUCUAUUAAACACUAUUAUUAUUUAUUUCGUUGCACCAAAAAUGUUUAUUGUAAUUUUAGUUAUUUUUACUGUUUCUAUUACUGGACUCACUCAAAUGUUUUCUAUCGUGUUUUCUAUGAAAUCUGUUAAAAUGUUUUCCAUGUAUUGUGCUGUACUUUAGUCGAGUACAGUUAGGCGUUUUGUUUAAGUUUUUCCACACCAUGCAUUAUUAUAUAAGUUGUAGCACAUACAUACACAUAUUUACAUACUUAGUAUAUAACAUUGCUUACCUACCUGUUAGUUUAUGUUAAUUUCAUUGAAUUAAUUCUAGUUUGUUUAAGCUGUUAUUUAUUAAAAUUGAAUUUAAAUUUUAGCCUUAAGUUUUGCUUUUAAUAAUUUAUAAUAUUUGUAUGACGUGAA
Messenger RNA from Bactrocera neohumeralis, 5935 nucleotides. RefSeq names its product zinc finger protein 865 (gene klu). Lineage: Eukaryota; Metazoa; Arthropoda; Insecta; Diptera; Tephritidae. Gene Ontology annotation, molecular function: sequence-specific DNA binding; DNA-binding transcription factor activity, RNA polymerase II-specific. Gene Ontology annotation, cellular component: nucleus. Gene Ontology annotation, biological process: regulation of transcription by RNA polymerase II. The coding region runs from base 923 to 3334 and encodes 803 amino acids. The transcript is spliced from 3 exons. The record is from RefSeq and is a predicted model, not a curated record.